Messenger RNA from Poeciliopsis prolifica (blackstripe livebearer), 11854 nucleotides. It is a transcript of the gene scube1, whose product is annotated as signal peptide, CUB domain, EGF-like 1. NCBI's taxonomy places the organism in Eukaryota, Metazoa, Chordata, Actinopteri, Cyprinodontiformes, Poeciliidae. Gene Ontology annotation, cellular component: cell surface. The record is from RefSeq and is a predicted model, not a curated record. Gene Ontology annotation, biological process: signal transduction. The coding region runs from base 164 to 3172 and encodes 1002 amino acids. The transcript is spliced from 23 exons. Gene Ontology annotation, molecular function: calcium ion binding.
CACACACGCACGUCCGCACGCGCGCGCUCUCCCACGCGCAAUUCACACCACAUCCGCACACACGCAUGCACGUGCAAACUUCCACCGUCGCGCCCACACCAGCGGCCAGUCCAGGGCUGAAACCCGUCAAAAGCCCCGCUGGAUCCUCACAUCGCCUGUCAGCAUGCGGAGCGCUUGUUUUCCCCGGGACGUUUGUUUGUUUGUCCUCCUCAUGAAUGCUUGCAGGGUGAUGGGGAAUGUCGGACUCGCAGAUGCAGACGAGUGUGCAGAAGGUUCAGACGACUGCCACAUCGACGCCCUCUGCCAGAACACGCCCAACUCUUACAACUGCAUCUGCAAGCCGGGCUACACUGGAGACGGGAAGCAGUGUGAGGACGUGGAUGAAUGUACGAAUGACUACAAUGGGGGCUGUGUCCAUGAAUGCAUCAACAUACCUGGGAACUACAGGUGCACCUGCUACGAUGGAUUCAUGCUGGCCCACGAUGGACACAACUGUUUAGAUGUGGACGAGUGUCUGGACAACAACGGAGGAUGCCAGCAGGUGUGUGUGAACACAAUGGGGAGCUAUGAGUGUCAGUGUACAGACGGCUUCUUCCUGAGCGACAACCAGCACACCUGCAUCCACCGCUCUGAUGAUGGAAUGAACUGCAUGAACAAAGACCAUGGCUGUGCUCACAUCUGCAGGGAAGCUCCCUUCAAAAGUGGGGUGUCAUGCGAGUGCCGGCCUGGUUUUGAGUUGGCCAAAAACCAGAAAGACUGCACAUUGACUUGUAACUAUGGAAACGGAGGAUGCCAGCACACAUGUGAAGACACGGACACAGGGCCGGUCUGUGGCUGCCACCAAAAGUACGCCCUGCAUUCAGACAGCAAGACCUGCAUCGAGAAAGAUGAGGCUGCAAUUGAGAGCUCUGAGUUCAAUGCCACGUCAGUAGCUGAUGUGGACAAGCGGGUGAAACGGCGGCUACAUAUGGAGAGCUGCGCUGUAAACAACGGUGGCUGCGACCGGACAUGUAAGGACACAGCUACAGGGGUCCGCUGCAGCUGCCCUGUGGGAUUCACCCUGCAACCAGAUGGCAAAACCUGCAAAGAUAUCGACGAAUGCGAGGAGAACAAUGGAGGCUGUGAUCACUUUUGCAGAAACACGGUGGGCUCCUUCGAGUGCAGCUGCCAGAAAGGAUACAAACUUCUCACCGAUGAACGAACAUGCAAAGACAUCGAUGAGUGUUCCUUUGAGAGGACCUGCGACCACACCUGCAUCAACUAUCCUGGCAGCUUUGAGUGCCUGUGCAACAGGGGAUACAUCCUCUACGGCCUCACACACUGUGGAGACGUCGAUGAGUGCAGCAUCAACAACGGCAGCUGUGAGUACGGCUGCAUGAACACACAGGGCAGCUAUGAGUGUGUGUGUCCGCCGGGACAGAAGCUCCACUGGAACAAGAAGGACUGCACCGAGGCUGUGAAGUGUCUACCUAACGGAAAGCCUGCUCCGCGAGCCCAGCUGGUCUGCACUAAGAGCGGAGGUGCAGAGGUCUGCUCGCUCUCCUGUCCCUCCAACGCUCUCUUCCUCGCAGACUCAGAGAACUACACAUUAAGCUGUGGAGUUCCCAUCCAACCUGAUCCACUGGCCCCACCCAUCAAGCAGAAGGCCAAGUUUAAGAUUAAAGAUGCCAAGUGUCACCUGAGCCCCCGCAGCAAGGAGAAACACAAGGACUCCUCCAGGCAGAACAUCCAAGGAGGGCAGUUCCCCUGCACAGAUGACUGCCAGGUAACGUUCGUCAACUUCAAGUGUGACUCGUCAAAGAAGCGGCGCAGAGGGCGCAAGUCUCCGUCCAAAGAGGUUUCCCUCAUCACGGCGGAGUUUGAGAUGGAGAUGAAAGAGGAGGAAGCCUCAGACUCGUGUAACAUGGAUUGUGUGCGGGACAAGAUGAGGCAGAAGCUCCAGAUCGCCAUGCGGACACUGAGGAAGUCCAUUAACAAGCAGCAGUUCUACAUCCAGUUCUCUGGAACCGAGUACGAAGUGGCCCAGAAACCGUCCAGGAUCCCAGAGGGAGCCGAUACCUGCAGCACUGGUCAGGUCUUCCAGGACGGGAAGUGUGUGAGUUGUGGUGCAGGGACAUUUUACAGUGGAGAGCAGGAGCAGUGUGUUCAGUGUCCUCCUGGAACGUACCAGGACAUGGAGGGACAGCUCUCCUGUGAACCGUGUCCCAGCACUGAAGGACAGGGCAUCGCCGGUGCCAAGAACGUAUCUCAGUGUGGAGGUCAGUGUCCUGCAGGACAGUUUUCCACUGACGGCUUCCGGCCCUGCCAGCUCUGUCCUCUGGGCUCCUACCAGCCAGAACCAGGCCGGGUUCUGUGCUUUCUGUGUGGAGGAGGCCUCAUGACCAAAUAUGAAGCUUCUGUCACCUUCAGGGACUGUGAGGCCAAAGUGCACUGCGCUCCUGGACACUAUUACAACUCCAGUACCCACCGUUGCAUCCGCUGCCCUGCGGGGACAUACCAGUCUGAGUUUGGCCAGAACUACUGCAUCAACUGUCCUGGGAACACCACGACCGACUUUGACGGUGUCACCAAUGUGUCUCACUGCAAAAACCAGAUGUGCGGAGGGGAACUGGGAGAUUUUACCGGCUACAUUGAGUCUCCAAACUACCCUGGAGAUUACCCAUCCAAUGUGGACUGUGUCUGGACCAUAAUCCCACCGCACAAAAGACGAAUCCUCAUUGUGGUGCCAGAGAUCUUCCUUCCCAUUGAAGAUGAGUGUGGAGAUGUGCUGGUCAUGAGAAAGAGUGCGGUGCCCACUUCCAUCACAACCUACGAGACGUGUCAGACCUAUGAGCGACCCAUAGCCUUUACUUCUCGCUCUCGCAGACUUUGGAUCCAGUUUAAGUCGAACGAGGGGAACAGUGGCAAAGGCUUCCAAGUUCCAUAUGUCACCUAUGACGAGGACUACCAACAGCUGAUAGAAGACAUAGUGCGAGAUGGUAGACUUUAUGCAUCUGAGAACCACCAGGAGAUACUCAAGGACAAGAAGUUAAUAAAAGCCCUGUUUGACGUACUCGCCCACCCCCAGAAUUACUUUAAGUACACAAGUGCAGAGUCCAAAGAGAUGUUCCCUCGCUCCUUCAUCAAGCUGCUGCGGUCCAAAGUGACCAGGUUCCUGCGACCAUACAGCUAGACUGAAAAUCUUCUUGCACUUUCUUGUUAGACCCUUGUGAUCCUGCGUCAUUCCAAACCCUCCGGCCUUCAUGUAACACUGAAUCCCUCAUCACCUUCUGCCCGCAUUCAGGAUUUUGCCGAAUUUGUGGCAAAAAAAAUCCUGAUUUUCUGUACCUGUCCUCGAUCUCUGUUGUCACAUGAUGCCUUUCAACGUCUUGAAUACAGAACUGUAAACCCCACCCUUUAUAGUAACUGUACACUUAAACAUCCAAAGUUUGACAAGUAUAGGUUUUUGGAGGCCAGUAAUUAUUGUGUUGUAGAAAUUUGCAUUAGUAUUUAAUUUUGUAAUAUAUUUGUUCCUUAUAUUUCAGCAAAGAGAGUUAUAACCCUGAAUACACCAAUGUAAAAACAUCCAUAGUUUUAAUUAAUGUCCUACAGAUGGAAAGCACAGUGUUAAUGAAGCUAAAUGUUGUGAUAGUGUACUCAACAGCUGAUCUGAGUAAGAUCAUCUUGCUACGUCUAAAAUGAUCUUUAUUCCACAAAUACCGAUGAACUGUUGAUUAAUUUAUGUGCUUGUUUUGAUCUGAUAGUUUGAUCAAGAUAGCUCGCUAGCUACUUUGCUGGCUAGUUAGUUUAGCUAGCUCGCUAGCUAAAAGUUAUUGUCCAAUAGAAACAACCCUUACAACAAUUUACUCAAUAUGCUAGCCUACAUAAACAGGAGACAAAAGGAAAUUGGUGGCCAAGAAUUUUGUAAAGUAGAUAUUGAUUUACACGAGUAUAAUUAUUACGUUAUACGUCUGCCAUGUCUCUUCCACACUGGUGAGAGAAACGUUGAUUUAAAAAAUAUAUAUAGAGAUUUUACUAAAGGCAGUUUUUAGCAAAAAUAUUCACACCCUUUGCCCUUCGUUUUAGCACGUCAGCAUUUUGUGUAAAAAGCUAACACAGAGAAGCACAUAAUUCUGAAGUGAAAGGAAAAUAAUCCAUGGUUUUCAAACAAAGAGAAAAUGUGUAAAUUAGAAGCUAUAGCAUAGUUUGGAUCAUAAAUAUGUUUUUAUGACCACCUUUAGGUUUCUGCAAAUAAUGAUAGUUUCAUCCAUUGCAGUCAUGCUAGCUGUUUCUUCCUUGUGCUGUGUUUAUGCUGUGGAAGGUGUUCUUUGGCUUUGGCUCGUGGCUAAAGAUGUCGCAUUGAAAGGUUGUACAGUUGUAAAGUUACUGAGAGGGGAUAGCUUGGAUUUUUGAAAUGACAUUCUGUGAGAAAAGUAACAGCUUUCCUGGAGUAGAUGGAUGUCAGAUUGCAAUGAGUUGGUGGAAAACGAAAGAAACCCAUUUGCAAAUGGUAAAUGCUUGCAAGCAAGAGUAUGUGAGAGCCUUUAAUUCUGCAAAAUCACACCUGUUUGGUCAGUGUCAGGGAGACGCUGAUCAUCUCUGAAGCAGUUUACACACAUUUAGUUGAGCCAUUAUGAAUGCAUUAAGGGAAAACCUUCUCAUAUUUAUACAUAUUUCUCUCAUUUGCAACCAGAGCAACUGUUUGGUACCCUGAAAUACUGAAAUAUCUGCUCUUUUUAUUUUUAUUAAGGUGGAAAGUGGCAAGUCGUAUUUACGCACAAGCCUUUCUUUCUUAUUCUCACAUUUAUAGUUACAAUACAUGUGUAGUAUAUUUGCAUGGAAUACAUAUGAAAUAUUACGAUGAUCAAAUGAAUCAAUUAAAGGAAUGCAUACUUCACUUUUUUUUACUAUAACGUCUUGAUGUGAAAACACCACUGUGACUUGUUCCUCCAGACAAAUGUUGCUGAAGUUUUGUCUUGUCGGGUCACAACCUAGAGUUCUCCUUUAAUUAAAAUGAUAAGAACUGCCUGCUGAUAAGAUAAAAAAAGGGAUAAUUUCUCAGUCAGUUGCAUGUAUUUAGUGCAAACUGCUUUGUGAAUCCAGUUAGUCAGUGAAAAUCAUGGCAAGUAAUGGAGAUUGUGUUACUUUGUGAAUUAUUUCUUGGAGAAGGCUUACAGCUCUGGAAUAUCUGUGAGACAACAACUCAAAUUGAAACUAUUCCUUUAAACAUUACAGAACCCAAUACUAAGAGUCUACAUUUCCAAAAAGGCUGUUGUUUGGUUUGUUGCUGUUUAGUACUGCUUCUGUCUAAGUACUUUAAAGUUUAAAUAGGCUAUUUCAGAUUGAUGCUGUAUUAGUUUUGCUCUGUUAGUUGUUAUUUUCCAUUUGUUCUACAUCCAUUUACUCUUGGAAGAGGGGCUCAAGUCUAACUAUCUGAACUAAUUACUAAAGGUAAUUAUGGUUACUACUUACUAAGUAUUAGUGCAUGGCAUCAAAUUGUGUCUGUGUUAAAACAACAACAAUAAAAAAAGAUAAUCAUUUAGAUAUUACAAAGUGAAUUUGCAGAUCCCUUUAAAUCUUACGUUUAAUUCUAAUAAUUUAAAAUCUUUUAUAUUUAUCUGUAUUUCCCAAUGGAUUUUCUCAAAAACAAAUUUAAGCAUUUUAGAUCUGUGCUCUUCCAGGUGUCGUCAUUUUGGGGUACUUAUUACUCUUGCUGACAUGAUCAACUGAUUUGGUGGAUUGAUACAGUCUGAUCCUAUGUAACUUUAGCUAUAGGUCUAUACCUGUUAGACCUAACAAAGAAAGUGUGAAAGGUUAAUAUUCACUAACAUGGCAUUGUACUCAAUGAGAUAUGAAUAUUUUUAAACAGCUUAAACAUGGGCUCCAUCUGGGAAGCUAUUAGUCUUUCGUAGUUAUUUCUUUCAAACUCACUGCAAUAUGACAUAUUCUUAUCACUGUAACUAUCAUGGGUAAGAGUAAUAACAUUUGCAAUAUCUUCAAAAGAAAAAAAUCCAAGCUAUCCCUUUAAGCAUUGUCACGGUCUCUUUGAAAUAUGUAAUUAAGCUUUUAUUAUACGGUCUGUUUUACUAUAGAGUGGUUCUAAUAGAAUAAUAUUGAUACUGAAUUAUUAGCAAUAACAACAGGCUUGUAUUAGCUAACCAAUAUCAGCUGCUGCUGUGUCCAUUAAUCUUUAUUUUCUGACGUUUUUGCCCUCUACCUCCAAACUCCUCCACAGUCGUUUAGUAUUAGCAAUGCUUUGCUCUGUCUUGUUUCCGAAUGUUGGGAUAUGUCUGAACAAUGACGGACACAUCCAGUCAUAGAGUCAUGAUGCGUCAUUAUGAACUGACCCACAACGAGAGUGCACAGGUGUUUUCCUACAGCAUUCAACACUUUGGGCUGAUGAGCCGAUGCGCUUAAAGUACUUAAAUGUGACAAAUGAAUUAAUUACAUCCCAGCAAUUCCACCUUAGCCUGUGCUUCAUCCAUCUUAGCACAUGAACAGACAACACCAAUUUGUUUUUUCUUUUUAUGAAAAUAAAAAUAUAUAUAUAACAAGAAGAGAUAAACUACCUAGAAGCGACAAAGUGUUACUUUAGAGAGAAAUGUAUGUGAUUUAACUAAUAUUUGGAACAUUAAUUGCACUUGAAUUUUCUACUUUGAAAUGUUGGGGAGAAAAAAACAAUAAUUUUUUUUUGUGUUAGCUUUUUUUGUGUUGUUUUCAAGUGUACCACAUUUGGUGGUGAUAAGUACGAUAGCUGUGUUUCCUGUUAUGCUAGCCCCCCUGUCUUUAGCAUCUGAAAGCUUGUUAGCUAACACAGCUUCCACUCAGCCAGAGACUCUACAUUUGUAGGAAAAACUAAAUAAUUGUUGAAAGACUGUUAGUUGCAAUCGUGAUUAGAUGUCGUCUUCAGUAUUGUUUUCAUCAAUCCGUACUACAAUUGUAGGGGAAUUGUGUCAUUGCAAACAUGGUCAGUUUUGGUAAACGAUUGAGAAAAAAAAUGCUCAUCCACACGGCCGGUGAUCUAGCACAACAGAAGACGCUGUAGUACCUCUGCCGUGCCAGUCGGUGGUGCUGUAACAGUGUCACAGAACAAUGCGAAGAAUGCCAAACAACAGCGAACGGUGCCAUGUUUAUUGGUGAAAGUUUUUAUUUGUGAAAGAAAAGUGCAUUCGGGAUACAUUGAGAGAUAGAGCUACGAUAUCAUCGUAUCAAAAGAAACAGCUCCACGUGGACACACAGCUGAACUCAUUUCGUUUGUCUAAUUAGCUUAGUCUAGCUUAGCUUAUUUAGCCUAACUAUCAGACAGAUGACUGCAUUGGACUCUACGAUAGUUUGGGGUAUGGAGGAGUUUAUUGUGAACUCUGUGACUAAAACAUGGAAAGAUCCUGUGGUCCAAUUGUGUCUCCAUGAACUGUAACAUUUCAUUUGCUAACUGAGUCCCUAGGAAGACUGGAAACGCUCCUAAAUAUUUUCCACGACUGAAUGACGGUCCUUGGUUGCUCUUACAGUGCUCUUUUGAUAAACGAGUGGUGGCGGUGGCUUCCCUAAAGUUAUUCCUGAUGCCUUUCCAUCAUGGCUCCAUGUAAACACAGACCAUACGCUCCAGGCUGUCCAUCUGCCAAAGUACCUCUGUUGGUAGAAGUUGAUGUAGUGAAACUCACACAUGGUUUUUGAUUGGCAAUGUCCAAGAGUUACUUCCCUUUGAAAUCCUACAGAAACAUCAAGCGUGUACUUAGGUUUUUCCAAUGACUGUAUGGCUAGUAUGGAAAAUGUCCCUUUCCCAUUUAGUAGGCUGAAUAUACAGAAACACAGUCCCAUCAUUGGAUAUGUAAUUCUUUUGCCAUCAUUACAGUUUUUGUUAGAAGCAAUGACCAGUUUUGUUCUAUCUGUGACUCAUUUUAACAGAUGUCUCCAAACAUUUGAUAAAGUACCAGGCUGGGUUAUCCAAAAGAGAAAAAUAACUAAAAAAUCCAAGUUUACACUUUACAAUCCAAACAAACAAAGAAAUGUGUACACCAGUCGUGUCCAAACAUGUUGUCAUUGUGGCCAAAUAUGUCAAGUUGAAAGUACUCAGGGGCCACAAAAAUGUUUAUUUUUAUUUUUUAUUAAAAGUGUAAAAAGAAAAAAAGUUUUACUUCAUUUCACCUGAGCUGAACGAUCAUCUAAACACGCAAUGUUUGAAUGAACCAAGCAAAGCUGUCUGACUUUGCCAGAAAAGCAAUCUGUAAAUUAUAAUAUAUAUGAAAAAAAAAUGACUUCACAAAAUUUGCCUGGUCAAACAGCAAUAACAGUAUACAAUGUCCCAAAAUGUUCAGGUUGAUUAUCUUUGUCUAAAUUUGUUAGCGUGCAUGUGUGUGUGUGUGUGUGUGUGUGUGUGUGUGUGUGUGUGUGUGUGUGUGUGUGUGUGUGUGUGUGUGUGUGUGCGUGUGUAUUUUCAGCAACAACAGAGUAUACAUAUAGAUAUGACUCAGUGCUCCCAGGUCUACUUUUUGACUAAAGCCACUGGAUGUUUAAAGUCCCAUAUCCCAUCAAACUGAAUUAAAACAAAACACCUGGCUGAUGAAAAAGUAAGUCUUUGAGUUGAACCUUGCUUUUUUCUGAAGACUUUAAUAUGUCUGUAUAUUUUUUGAAAGGCAUCAUGUCUGUGUAAAUUGCCCCUUAACAUUUUCCUAAACAUGAAUCUGGAUCAACCGCCUGGGCUGGCAAACUAAACUCAGCAUUCUUGUAUUCUGGUCCAAGCCGUCACUAAAUCAGCCAGAGAGCCACAAACGAGGCUGCUUUGCUGCUUCACAGCCCGAAUGACUCGCCGUGAAGAAACAAUGAAAUCUGGUCUAUUGGCUGGCUUCUGCAAUUCCUAUUAGAAAAUUGUGAAGGAGAAUGUCUGGCCAUCAGUUUGUGACCUUCAGCCCAAACACAUUUAAUGUACCGAAGGAAAAUGAUCCAAAACACACAAGAAUGUCCAUCUGAACGAAACAGAAAAUUAAAGUUUUGGAGCGAUAACGUGCUGAGCUCAAACGACCUUUAUUUAACCAGGAAAAGCCCCACUGAGAUUAAGGAAGUCCAUUGACAAAUGGAAUCAUCCUCUGAAAACAGACGUGUUUAAAUCGGGUCAGUUAUGUCUCAUUCUAGUAGUUGUUUGCUUAUCUGAAAUAGUUUUGGGAAAUGAGAAAAAAAAAAUAAGCAGGAAAUUGUGAGGUGGAAAUUACAUUUUCACUCCAAAAAGGUAAAUAAUACUGUGGGCUUUUCUGGUACAUUUGUAAAAUGGAGAUUAUUUUUAGCAUUUUCUACCAAUUGACUGGAAAAUUGGCAAAAAUCAGGAAACUUUACUUCAGGUUCCUCAUGUUUCUUCAUUUAUAUCACCUGAGGAAUUGGAUAAUGAGGUGCUUUAGCAAAGUGUUAGCUAAAAAAUGUCCACACCUAUAGAACUAGGCUAGAGGAGCUUUUAUAUGUCGUAUCUUAUCAUCAUUUUAUCACAUUUUGGUCCCAACAGAUUUGCUUGUUUUUCCAGUUGAAGUUCAGAGGUUUAUUUUUUCACUAAAUCCAGCCGUAUUGACACUGUCCCGUCUGUAAACAUGGCAAACUGAGUGGAAAUGCCUCGUGCUUCUCACCUCUCCCACACCGUAAUAUUAGGAGUCAAGUUUCACCCUGCAGUAAUCGUCAAAGACCAAAUUCUUCAGAAUCCUCUGCAUUAACCUCGUGAAAUCAAACUAGUGCUUUGACAGAUUCAGCAGCCUUCCCGGUCCCAGUCCUUUACAUGGACCUUUGGGUCGGAGGCAAUUGUGGCUUGUACUUAAUACGACUGAAAGACAAACAUAUCAGGAGUGUAACAAUACUAGCAUCACUGCUGGGCACAUACCACGGUUUCUGGGCUGCGGCUUGGUGUAUGUUUGGUAAAAACAGGAAAAAGAAAGAAGCCAAAUGUUUGGUUUGUUUUAAUUUAUUUUAAAGGGGGGAAUAAAAUCCCUCGCAAAAACAAACAGCAAAAGAAAAUGGGGUUUUUUAUGUCGAGGUCCCUGAGUCAUGUGCACAGAAUGCAGAUGUUGGCUUGUUUUAAAUCACAAUGUACAAUAACAAAACAAGCUGAAAAACGUAUUGUUGCUUAUUGAUUGAAUUUAUUCGACGUCAUCGUUCACGACUUCGUCUGUUCUCUGAUUGGCCUGGUUGGAAUUCUGCCACAGAAAUCCAUCUCUAUGGGACGAAUCGCAGGCAGAGUCGCGGCAGGAGAUGAGAACCAAGCAGAACUGCGCAGGGAGAUGAUGGCCAGAGCAGAUCCACAUAGAACACCAACAUGAAAUAAAGCUGUGUGUUACUUGUGUUUAAUGGAGGGUCUUAGUCAUUUUUAAUUUUUACUGCAGCUUCAAAUUUGCUGCUGGAAAAUCAACAACUUACUUCAAAACUGCUUACAGACUCUAAAACGCAACUUGUGGUAUUAUUUUUUAUAUUCUUGCUGUACUUUUUGUGAGGACAUAAAAAACAAGAUGUCUUUAGUAUUUUUAUGAAGCACAGAAGGCGCUGGAGCUAACGUGACUCACACCUUCAGUGAAGAGAAAUUAUGAAUUUGAAGGAAUUUGCAUUGCAUUCAACUGUCUAUGCUUUAAAAUCUGAAGUUAAUCAGGGGACAGUUCUUGAAUCCAAACGCAGAUCUAAUUAAACAUGAUCUAAUUAAACAUUAUCAACGGUUUUCUCUGUUUGUGAAACGGCAAAAAAGCAGGAUUCUAUUUUUUCUUUUGGCAUUGGGAGGGAAGUCAAACGUAGACUUGUCCCGUAGACCGUGCGUCACGUCUUGUCAGCCGACUGUACUGUUACACCCCGAGGUCCAACCCGACAAGGAACAAAUGUAGUGAAUAUUUUGGGGGGAAUGAAGAUAAACACCCCAGUGUGUGUAUGCUCUGUUGCUCUUGUUACUCUGGUUACUUUCUUAAAGCCCUGGCUUCCACCCGCUCAUUUCAGUCCAGGUUUCACAACCAAAUACCUUGAUUGACUGUUUGGCACAUACCGCCCGACCAGAAUUCCUGCAUUUGUCCACAAAAAAAAAAACCCAUUUUAAUUAAUGAUGAUCUGAAUUCAAGUUCAGGAUCCACACACACGCACAAAAAGGAAUGAUGCACUUUUAAGACUCUGCCAGUUGUUACAGAGCGUACUAAAGCGAAGCUGAUGACUGGGAGGUAGGAAAUUAAUCUGAAAGCUUGGGCUUUGCAAAACACUUUGUGGUCAUGGGAAACUGUUAAAGUUAAUCGUCUGAAGCAUUCAGAACCACAACUAUGGUUCCACACGGGUGUUUCACUGAGUGGACUUAGUUUUGGCUUGAAAUCCGAAAUAUGGGAUUUUAGCAAAAGAAAAAAGAAAAAAAAACACCAAACCCAAAGUCAUUUUUCUACCACUGGCUAAUAAGUUCUCCGUUAGGUAAUGUAGCUUAUAAAUGUAAUGAUUCAGUUAGUGCUUGGCUUAAGUUCCUGCUCCAGGUCUUGCUAACAAAGCAGCCGCAGACUGAUAGUCAGGCCUCUUUGUGUAUGUAGAGAUGAGCACUGUUUCAUGGAAAGUGGUGAAAAAAAGGGAUCCAAAAAUGUCAAAAAUAACAGCUCAAUAAAUUGGAGAAUGUAUCCCACCCUGGAUGGGCGUAUGCAUGUUGUAUGGAUGAGAGUGGUAGAAGUCUAUGUGCAGUGUGUGUGUUGACGGGGUGGCGUUUCUAUGGUUGCCUGGGAAAAGAGAAAAACAGUCCAUGUCUGCUUUAGUCCCAUUUUGUAGAAGAAUAAUUUGAACUUUGUGUAAGUUUGUUGUACCCAAAGAGAGAACCUGUGACACAGUGUUGUGGCCGUUGUUUGCUCCGUGAAACUCCAGUACUGAACAAGUUCAAUAAACAGUAGCAGAAAAACAG